AUGUCAGCAAGACCUUCUGGAUAUUAGUAAUUUAAAGAUGAAUAAGUUAAUGUUAAUAUUAGCAGAUAAAAACCUGAAGAAGUAUAAGCAGGAACUCUUUGUAAAGGAGGCAAUGCAGAUUUUCCAAUUGAUUAAAUUCCUCCCAAUUUUGAAUUGGCUGAGCUUCAUAGUGUAAUAAAUACUUAUAUCAUAGUAAGCUUGGAAUGUAGGUACAACUAAAUUAUCAAAAAGUCAGAGAAGAAAAUUAUAAAAACACUAAAAUAGCACAUAACAAAACAACCAAGAUGACCUUGUAGGAAAGAUUUGUGAUUGUUGUGCAAGAUAAGUACCUAAUCAUUUACUAUCGAUCGGUUGCAACAAUAGAGACUAUUCAUUUUUAGGGGCAGGUAAGUUUUAGUAUAAUUUAGGUAUGCCAUUAUAUUUUGAAUAUAUCAAAUCUUGUAUUUUAAUGCUUUUAAUUAUGUUUGUCACAUCUGGAGAUUAUAAUAUUAUAACUAAUAUUGCUUUUGGAACAUCAUGUAGAGCAUUAGAAGAUCAUAAAGGUUAAGAAAUAGAUGAAAAGACAUUUUGUUAAUUAAAUUGGGUUACAUAAUCAUCAUUAGCAAAUAAAAGAAGUGGAUCAGAGUUCAUAGAUCUUUAAUAAAUGUUAAAUUUGAUAUCUAUGAUAACAUUAAUAAUUUUGUUUUAAUAUUUUAGAAAAGAAUAAAGAGCUUUUGAUGCAGAAAUUGAUUCAUAAACAUAAUAUGCUUCUGAUUUUACUGUAUAUUUAAAGAAUAUUCCAACUGAUCCAACAGGAUUGUAAAAUGGAGAUUUUGAUGAUGAUUUAAAAAAUUUUAUUGAAUAACAUGUAUCAAAUUAUCCAAAACUACAAGAAAUCAUUGAUUUUGAAUAAGAUAGAAAGCAAUAUUAAAUUUAAACAAAAAAGCCUGUUACAGAAUUAAAGAGAGUUGUAGCUGUUAAUUUAUGCUAUAAUUUAGAUGAAUAAUAUUAAUUGGAAUAAUAAAAAUAAGCUAAAAUAGCUUAGAAAUAAAAAGUAUUUAUUAUCUUUUAUUCAGAUUUUAUCUAGUUUGUAUAGUUAAGGUAAGGAUCCAUUAAGUUCUGAUGUUAAAUCAGAUCCUUAAGUUAAUUAAAUAGAUAAAGAAAUAAGUGAUAUUGAAAAUUAAUUGGAAGCAUUAGAAAAGAAAUUUAUUGAAGGAAAAGAUGUCAAGAAUUAUUUUUUAGGACAAGCAUUCGUUACAUUCUAAUGGGAAAAUGAUGUUUAGAUAUUUUUAGAAGAAAAUAGAGUGUCAAAGAUAAAGAGAUUUUUUGGAAAGAAAAGUAAAUUAGUUUAUAGAGGAGCUAAUUUGAUUGUAGAAGAACCACCUGAACCUACUGAUGUUUAUUGGGAAAAUCUACAUAUCACUACAAAAUCAAAAGUAUUAAGAAGAUUACUUGGUUAUGCAAUUACUGCUAUUAUUUUAAUUAUAUGUGGAGGACUAAUCUAUUGGUUAUCAGCUAUAUAAGCUGAAAGUGCUGAAGAAUAAGCCUAAGCAGUUAAAAGAGGAGAGUUGUAACCUAAUAUAAAAGUGAAAAUUAUUGCUUAAGUUGCAUCAAUUUCAAUUAUUGUAAUAAAUGCUUUACUUGCUAUGAUUAUAAAAAGUAUAUCACUUUUUGAAAGAUUCUCUACAUAAACUGGUUAUAACAUUAGUUUAGCAAGUAAAUCAAGUAUGGCUUAAUUUAUUAAUACUGCUGUUAUUACUUUUGCUAUUAGUACUUGGGUAACUAAAAAUAUUUAUGGAGCUGGAGGUUUGGUUUAUAAUUAAACUUAUGUAUUUGUAUCUAAUGCAUUUAUUCCAGGUAUUAUACAAUUUAUAGAUGCUGGAACUAUUUCUAAAUGGAUAUUCUAAUAUCUAGAAAAGAGGAAAGGAAUUAAAUCAAUCAAAACAUAAUAACAAUUACAUGAGUAUGUUUCUUAUUUUAAUUAGAUUAUAUGAAAAACCAAUAUUUGAUAUUUCAACUGCUUAUGCUACUAUUUUGAAAAAUAUGUAUGUUGUUGCAUUUUAUGCUUCAGUAAUACCACUUGCUUUAGUAAUUACUUGUGUAGCAUUACUAUUUCAUUAUUGGGUUGAAAAAUAUAAUAUUGCAAGAAGAAGGACUAUUAAAUAUAAUUAUAGUUCUUAAAUGUCAGUAGAAAUGAUAGAAUAAUUAGAAUUAGUCUUACCUAUAUAUUGUGUAUUUUAUUAUUUUUAUUAUUAAGAUGACUAAUUUAUGGUGGGAAUAUGUAUUUUUGGAAUCAGUUUCAACUGAAGCUAUAAUUGGAAUAUGUUUGGGAGUUGGUAAUGCAAUCUUACCAAUGCAUGAAAUUAAUGAAGCUAUUUUUUCAGUAAAAUCAGAAAUUGAUGAACAUUUACCAAUUUAAGAAGCUGAAACUGGUUUCUUAACAGUAAUCUAAUUUUAUAUAAUAUUUUAGGAUUAUUGCAGAGAAAAUCCAGCUACUGCUGAAACUGCUAGAUAAUAAUACAAGAUCAGAGUUGAAAAACAUAAAUAAUAAAAGAUAAAUAUGGACAAGAUGUUCGGAGAUCAAUGA
Molecule: messenger RNA, 2566 nt
Organism: Paramecium pentaurelia
Lineage: Eukaryota; Ciliophora; Oligohymenophorea; Peniculida; Parameciidae
Source: the annotation of a GenBank genome assembly